AUGCUGCUGACGGGCAAAUCGGAGGUUGCAUUUCCGCUUUUGGGAUAUACCGACCAACUUCACCUUUCCGCUGCCUGCAAACACCUGCGAGGUAUCUCGGCGCCGUUCAUCUUCAAGACAGUGACAAUACCGGUCGAUGGCGUCGGGAAUAUCGCCAGUCUGGCCCUUUUAACAUUGAAAAACUAUGGCCAUUUUACCAAAGAACUCAAGCUCCUGAUGCGCACAGGCCCGCCAUCCUUGACCAGCCUUGCAAUCUUCAACUUUCCACCGCCCCUCGAAUCUACCGUCUUUUCGACUGGUUUGUGGACGCGGUUCCUGAACGGCAUCCAAGACUUGCACAUUUCUCUAUACGGAGAGGGUGGAACUCGACGCGCAGCAGUUCGCAGGAUACGUACAGGGAGUUUUCUCGCGCAGCUUGGAGACGUCUUCUUCAAGCAUUUGCCGUCCCUAAAACGACUACAGAUUGAGGCGUCAGAACGGGCUCCCCUUGAUGCAGAUGAUACCAGCAGCGAGGACGACGAGUUUCCCUUUGGCCUCGGAGAAAUGCCAGUCAUGGAGCAUCUUGAGCUGGAAAAUAUAGUGGCGGGCGGCAGAAUGGCACGGUUCUUGCAGUCCGGGCUGACCGCCGGGCCAUACUCGCUCUCACUGGUCAACAUCACAGCCAAAUUUGAAGGAGACACGCAUGCCGAAUUUUUCAACAGUCUGGUCGAUGCCAGGGUGCCCAUUGCGAGCUUUACCGCCAGCUUUAAUGAGUGA
Molecule: messenger RNA, 756 nt
Organism: Pyricularia oryzae 70-15
Lineage: Eukaryota; Fungi; Ascomycota; Sordariomycetes; Magnaporthales; Pyriculariaceae
Exons: 2
Coding region: 1-756 (251 amino acids)
Source: RefSeq, a predicted model, not a curated record